Molecule: messenger RNA, 1230 nt
Organism: Carassius auratus (goldfish)
Lineage: Eukaryota; Metazoa; Chordata; Actinopteri; Cypriniformes; Cyprinidae
Exons: 7
Coding region: 25-1230 (401 amino acids)
Source: RefSeq, a predicted model, not a curated record
AUUUCAUUCACCUCCUGAUCAAAGAUGGAUAUUCAAAUCUCAGCUUUUCUUCUGUUCGUUCUUUUCACUGCAGGACACUCUCUCAGCUGCUAUCAGUGCAGGAAUGAUACGAGUUCUUGUGCGGAUCCUGGGAAUAUAACAUGUCCCAGUGGAUAUUCCAAGUGCAUGAAUGUAACAACAGUAUGGAAAGUUGGUUCAACUAAAGUGAAUGGUAGAUAUUGUGCUGGUAACUGUACAAGUGGGUCGAUGAACAACGGGUUUGCACAGGUUUCUUAUUCCUGCUGUGACACUGACCUUUGUAACGUCACAUAUGCUCCAGAUCUCAACACUAACACUACCAAUGGAAAGAAAUGUUACUAUUGUGAUGCUCAGAACUGCUCAAACACAGUUAACUGUUCAGGGAGUGAAGACUAUUGCAUUUCAAUGACAGUGAAUUACAACAAACCAUGGCUUCUAAAAGGCUGUGUCUCUAAAUCUAUUUGUGAUUAUGCCAACAUAUCUUUUAGUAGUGUUUAUGGCAUCUCAUGUUGUGAGGGGGACUUGUGUAAUUACGUUUAUAAUGUCACCCAGAACAUCACCCAGAACGUCACACAGAAUGUCAUCCAGAAUGAUAUACAGAACAUCAUUCAAAACAUCAUCCAGAACUCAAUCCAGAACGUCCCCCAGAGCGUCACUCAGAGCGUCCCCCAGAAUGUCACUCAAAACGCCACUCAGACUGUCCCCCAGAGCGUCACUCAGAGCGUCCCCCAGAAUGUCACUCAAAACGUCACUCAGAGCAUCACUCAGGGCGACACUCAGAGCGUCCCCCAGAAUGUCACUCAAAACGUCACUCAGGGCGUCACUCAGAGCGUCACUCAGAAAAGGCCAGCGAGUUGGGCCCCAGGUACAGUGCAAGCGGGACCAGAGGAACCACCACCGUACCUGGAGUGGGGCAGCAAGGUGGAACGCAGGGACACAACUAGGAUGGCUUGUGAGCAGACUGAAGAAGGGUCUGAGUGUGCGGUGCACUGCUUACCUGGUUCCACAGAGAAAAAUAGGCUCUUUCAGGGAAAAGCUCUUAUAGGUCCUAAGACGCACAGUGGAAAUUACCAUUUGCAGGACAAUGGGGUAGUGAAGCGUAAAGUGCGCGACCCACUUGACACAGGAAUGACCACCACUGAAGCGCUAUCCACCAGCAUAAGAAGCUCCCUAGAGUGCACUGAAAUGAUCACAGAUGAAGCAGUUUGGUAG